This is a messenger RNA of Metschnikowia bicuspidata var. bicuspidata NRRL YB-4993, 591 nucleotides long. Its product is annotated as DNA-directed RNA polymerase III subunit. The record is from RefSeq and is a predicted model, not a curated record. Gene Ontology annotation, biological process: transcription initiation at RNA polymerase III promoter; DNA-templated transcription. The coding region runs from base 1 to 591 and encodes 196 amino acids. The transcript has a single exon. Gene Ontology annotation, molecular function: DNA binding; DNA-directed RNA polymerase activity. Gene Ontology annotation, cellular component: RNA polymerase III complex. Lineage: Eukaryota; Fungi; Ascomycota; Pichiomycetes; Serinales; Metschnikowiaceae.
AUGUUCAUACUUUCACAGAUGUCCGAUUUGGUGCGCGUGCCGCCCCAGUCGUUCAACAUGCCAAUCCACCACGUGCUCAAAAACGAGUUGCACCAGAAAUACUCAAACAAGGUCAUCACCAACGUGGGGUUGGCCGUGGCCGUGUGGGAUCUUCUGGAAAUAAAGGACGGCUUGCUCCGGCCCGGCGACGGAGCGUCGUAUGUGGAAGUCAAGUUCCGCAUGGUUGUGUGGAAGCCGUUCAUAGGCGAGAUCUUGAGUGGCUGGGUCGCCGACUGCUCGCCCGAGGGCAUCAAAGUGCGCAUGGAGUUCUUCGAGGAGAUCUUCAUUCCCAAGGACUACUUGUUUGAGAGCUGCAUAUUCAAGCCCGUGGAGAAGGCAUGGGUGUGGAAACCGGACGACGAAUCCGAGUUGUUUAUAGAUAUCAACGAGAAGAUCCGGUUCCGCAUAGAGGAGGAGAUCUUUGUCAACAUCAAGCCGCAGUCGAGCUCGGAGGCCUUGGGGCUAGACGAGGCUCCGAACAAGGCGCCUCCGUACGCCUUGAUCGCGUCUUGUCAGACGGAAGGCAUGGGGUGUGUGUCGUGGUGGGACUGA